Messenger RNA from Tripterygium wilfordii, 1683 nucleotides. RefSeq names its product serine carboxypeptidase-like. The transcript is spliced from 13 exons. The coding region runs from base 1 to 1683 and encodes 560 amino acids. Gene Ontology annotation, biological process: proteolysis. Gene Ontology annotation, molecular function: serine-type carboxypeptidase activity. The record is from RefSeq and is a predicted model, not a curated record. Lineage: Eukaryota; Viridiplantae; Streptophyta; Magnoliopsida; Celastrales; Celastraceae. Gene Ontology annotation, cellular component: vacuole.
AUGCAUCUUCGUGACAGUGCAGAUGAAAUUGUUGAAGUCAAAACUCUUGAAGCUUUCAUUUUCAUGACGACUGUGACUCUCCGGUUCCAAGCUCGGAUAAAGGAGGAGGGUUGCAGUAAGUCGGCAGCCAGUGUAAAGUUGUGCCAAACUUACUCUGGCUACUCUUGCAACCGAAAACACAAUAGAGCUUACAUGGAUUAUCUCAAUGUCAACAAUGGUAUGAGGAGGUUGAUUUAUCAACGACAAGAAGAAGUUGCAAAGAAAUUUUCAUCGUCAUAUCCUCACUUGGGUAUGCCGGAUAUACCAAUCACUCUAUCCCUUCAACAACAGUGGUCGUCUCAUCCAAAAAACCAAGAAGAAAAGCUAACAAGAUCAACUAACCUGUUCCCUGAAGAUGAUGUUGGUAUCUUCAAGGAUAACUCUUUAGUUGAUAUUCAAUCCCUUAUUGAGAAGGAAUUUAAAUUUCCUUUCCUUCCUGCUUCGGACCCUUUAAUUGAAAGCCUUGCUCGUCAUGUCAGUUACUUAAGCCUUCCGCAUACUACAGAUUCAAGGAUGUUCUACUACUUCUUUCACUCACGGAAGAGUAAAGAUGAUCCAGUUGUUAUAUGGUUGACUGGAGGGCCAGGAGGCAAUAGUGCAAUUUCAAUAUUUAACGGAAAUGGUCCUUUUCGUAUUGAAAAAGAUGGCUCAAAUAACCUCUACCUAAAAUGGAAUGAUUAUGGUUGGGAUAUGGUAUCAAACAUUAUAUAUGUUGAUCAACCUAUUGGAACAGGUUUGAGUUAUACUUCUAACAAUAAUGAUAUAAGACACAAUCAAACUAGUAUCAGCAAUGAUUUGUAUGAUUUUUUACAGGAAUUCUUUAAACUAUAUCCUAAUUUUAUUAAUAACGAUUUUUUCAUAACUGGACAAUCUUAUGCUGGUCAUUAUGCUCCUGCUUUAGCUUCUCGGAUACUAGAAGGAAAUAGACAAAAAGAGAGAAUUCAUAUAAAUCUUAAGGGUUUCGCUGUUGGUAAUGGACUUACAGAUUUUAAAAUUCAACACCCAUCAAUACCAGAUUAUGCUUGGUCUGAGAGAAUAAUUACACUCGAGCAGUACAAUCAAAUAAAGCAAUUGAAUCCACGAUGCACAGGUAAUGAUACUGCUUGUUUGGACGCAUAUACGUUUUGUGAUUCAAUAUAUCAACAAACACUUGAGACUGGAAAUUUUGAUUCCAAAGACAUUAGAAAGACUCGCGGAGCUAGUAGUGACUACUCAACACUGACAUCGUUUAUGAAUAAGCAAACAGUGAAGGAUGCUUUGGGCGUAUCGGAUAGAGAAUUUGUUUUGUUGAGCAUGCCUGUAUACACUGCAUUAAGGGGGGACUGGGCAAAAAAUCUUGAAGUGUACAUUCCAACUCUACUUAAGGAUCGAAUCAAAGUUCUUAUUUAUGCGGGAGAUAAAGAUCUUAUUGCCAACAGGCUUGGAAAUUUUCGAUGGGUCUUGAAUAUGGAAUGGUAUGACAAACAAAAAUUUAUAAACUCUGAAGUUGUUACAUUUAAAGUUGAAGAAAGUAAUUCAGGAUUGAUGACUAGGCAUGAACCUCUCACUUUCAUAAAGGUUUAUGAUUCUGGACACAAUGUUCCAUGGGAUCAGCCGAAAGUUGCUCUGCAUAUGAUAAAAAACUGGAUGCAAGGAGAUCUCUAA